Molecule: messenger RNA, 954 nt
Organism: Rana temporaria (common frog)
Lineage: Eukaryota; Metazoa; Chordata; Amphibia; Anura; Ranidae
Exons: 2
Coding region: 26-721 (231 amino acids)
Source: RefSeq, a predicted model, not a curated record
CACACACCACUUUAAAAAAAUCUCAAUGUUCACUGAAGACCAGAAGAACUCGGGGACGGAGCCCAUAGAGCUGCAGCAAAGGGAGUUGAGUCCAGAGAAGGGGAGAAGACUUUGGCUGGUUGGUGGUGGGUCGGAUCGCAGCGUAGGAGAACAAGGUCCCUGCAAAAGGAGAUCCAAAAGAGAACAAGAAAAGAAAAAUGUACUCUGUCAAAGUAGAAGAAACCCCUCCACCUUAUUCACCCCCAGCGGCCUUUCCCUCACCAAAUCCUGGUCCUUCAGGAAUGGGUGCAGCAGCUCCUCCAAUGUACCCUCCAGGUCCUCCUGGCCUACCAAGCUACUAUCCGAUGCCAGGUCCAGGAUACCCUCCCUAUCCAGGAUUUACCAACCCACCACCAGGCUUUCCAUAUGGUGCCCCACCUGCCCCGUAUCCACCACAGGCAUCGGGUUCAUUUGUUGUGACAACUACCAAUACCAUGGUGGCUUUACCUCAACGGGUCUACAGGACUUACCUGUCAUGGUCCAUCAUCAAUCUGCUCUUUCAUUUUCCUAUCUUUGGACUUGUGGCUGUGAUAUACUCUGUCAAGACACAGCAAUCUUUGAGAAGGGGAAAUUACAAUUUAGCUGCUAUAUAUUCAGCAAGAGCUUUUGGCUGGAACGCCGCCGCCUGCGCAUUGGGACUAUGCGCACAUAUGGCAUGGAUAGCUUAUCUGAUAUAUUUUAACUCAUCAUCCAAAUUUAAUCUGCUACCCUGAUAAUAAGAAUCAACACGAGCAACAUCCCGAAUGUAUGCAAAUAACUGUAAGCUGGUGGAAAAGCCGGAACAUCCUGAUCACCGGGCAAAGUCAACAUUGGUAACAAUCUAUUGUGUGGAGCUCCUCACCUCCUUUAUCAAAUCAGCCCAACGAACUUCUAUGACUGUACAACUUCCAAUAAAGCUGUUGAUAAUUUGCCGUC